Hyalella azteca is the source of this 3246-nucleotide messenger RNA. It is a transcript of the gene TrpA1, whose product is annotated as transient receptor potential cation channel subfamily A member 1. Bases 1 to 3246 code for a protein of 1081 amino acids. Gene Ontology annotation, molecular function: monoatomic ion channel activity; protein binding. Gene Ontology annotation, cellular component: membrane. Lineage: Eukaryota; Metazoa; Arthropoda; Malacostraca; Amphipoda; Hyalellidae. The transcript is spliced from 23 exons. Gene Ontology annotation, biological process: monoatomic ion transport; transmembrane transport. The record is from RefSeq and is a predicted model, not a curated record.
AUGGCUGCUAUGGGGAUGGUCGAGGAGCUGGAAACUUUAUAUCAAAAGGACCCAUCGCUCGUGUCCUUCAAGGACCCAAAGGAGUGGACGCCCCUACACCACGCGGCCGCCUAUGGCCAGCAGGAGGCCAUAGCCUUCCUCUGCAACCGCGGUGCGGCUGAUGCGGCAGCUGACAGGCCCGACAAGGUUAGCGGCGCUGACGUGAAUGCAGCCGAUGGCUCUAGCAGAACUCCUCUGCACCUCUCCGUGAUCCACGAUAAGGUGAACGUGCUGAGGGCGCUCGUGAAGCACCGUGAUAAGAUCGACCUGACGAAGGGCGACGAGAACGGCUUGACUGCGCUGCACCACACGGCGCUGAGGGACCACGACGAGGCCGCCCUCAUUCUUAUCGAAAGCUACACGGUGUGUCCCAACCAGCCUUGCAACAACGGCUUCUACCCAAUCCAUCUGGCGGCUAAAAAUGCAUCCGUGAAGGUGCUUGAGGUGCUGCUGUCGUGGGCGGAAAAAAGAGGAUGUGAACGCGCCAACAUGAUCAUCUUACCGGACCUGGAGGGCAACGUGCCUCUACAUCUCGCGGUCCAUGGAGGUGAAAUAAAGGCUGUGGAGAUCUGCCUGAAGAACGGAGCUAACAUUUCGAUGCAGCAGCACGACCGCAACACACCCGUGCAUUUGGCCUGCGCUCAGGGGGCCCUAGACAUCGUCAAGCUCAUGUUCACAAUGCAGCCACAACAGAAACUUGAAGUUCUGAACACUAAGGAUGCUCGUGGCAUGACGCCUUUGCACUGCUCAGCCAUGUUCGACCAUCCAGACUUGGUGCGCUAUCUCGUCAUGGAGGGCGCUUCCCUCAACACCGGCGACUGCGAGAGCAGAACUCCUCUACUCCUCGCCGCCGGGCAGCGCUGUUGGAGGUCCGUGGAGGCGCUGCUGCAGUUGGGGGCAGACCCCGGCAUCAGGGAUAACUCCUGCAAAAAUAUUCUCCACAUCAUCGUGAUGAAUGGCGGAUCAAUCAAUGACAUUAGCCCCAUGAAAUUGGCUCAACUGCUGAACGACCAGGACAUAUCGGGCUGCUCUCCUCUACACUACGCCUCCAAGAGCGGACAAAUUAAGUCUUUGGAGUCCCUCAUUCAACUCGGCGCUUCCGUGCGCACCAAAAACCACAGAAAUGAAAGUCCUUUGCAUUUCGCCGCCAAAUACGGGCGUUACAAUACUGUGCGUCAACUACUGGAGUCCACGAAGGGCUUUUUGAUUCUUAACGAAAGCAACGGAGACGGCAAGACUGCUCUGCACAUUGCCAGCGAAGAAGGACACAGCAGGUUGGUGCAGUUGCUAAUCAGCAAAGGCGCUUUACUUCACCGCGACCACCAGGGACGGACGCCCUUGCAUUUAAGCGCCUCGAGAGGGCACAUCGAGACCAUCAACAUCCUCUUGGCGGUGCACGGCCACAUGCUCGACCAGACCGACCGGGAAGGGAACUCAGCACUGCACAUGGCAGUGCGUGAAGGUCGAGCGGAAACCGUGUCAAUGCUCAUGUCGCUGGGCUGCUUGCUCAACGAGAACAAGAAAGGCGCCACGGCCAUCGAUGUGGCCAUCACGUACAAGCUUGAAGAAGUCGCCAUCGCGAUGGUCACCCAUGAGCGCGGACCUACGGAGGUUUUACCGAUGGGAAGCAAGAUUCACGGCUGCGUGAGUAUGGAGCUGAUCAGGUCCCUCCCUAAAGUCUUCGAAGCUGCGCUGAACCAAGCCAUCACAAAAUCAAACUUCAAGGAAGACUCCAAACGAUACUACAUAACCUACAAUUUUUCUCCGUUGCAACUCAAUUGCGGUCAGAUCGAUCAAAUGCGGUCGGUUAAAAAAGAUACCGACUGGCGACCUCCUCCCCUGUUUGCCUGCAACGCAAUGGUGAACAGUCGUCGCGUGGAGCUAUUAAUGCAUCCUCUGACGCAGAAAUUCUUGCAAAUGAAGUGGCAGGCGUACGGUAUGUAUGUGAACAUGAUCUACCUGCUGAUCUACAUCACUUUCUUGACUUCUGUCACGAUCUUCGCUUCUGGAAUCUUAGGAGGAAAGUGUCAAGAGCAGCUGCUGGAAGCUCUCAACCCAACCUCCACUUCAACGCGAUAUCUCAACCACACAGACGGGCCUGCCGAAGCAAUCGCUACUGGUCUACAAAUUAAGCAUCAGUUCGGAACAUUUGGGUAUCUGCUAGCCAUCCUAAUUGCCUUCUUCAGCGGCUGUGGUCUGAUUAAAGAAAUAUUCCAUGCACACUACCAGAAGAUGGAAUAUCUGGCAGACGGGAUGAACCUAAUCGAGUGGAUACUGUACCUGUCCGCUAUCUGUAUGGUGCUGCCGGUCUUCGUGGGCACAGAGUGGCGAGCACAUCAAUACAACUCUGCGGCCAUGGCUGUCUUCACUGCCUGGUUCACUCUGCUCCUUUACUUUCAAAGGUUCGACCGAAUCGGAAUUUACAUCGUGAUGUUCCUGGAGAUCCUGCGCACUCUGCUGAAGGUCCUGGCGGUGUUCUCAGUUCUCAUUAUUGCAUUCGGUUUAAAUUUUUUUUCCAUUCAUUUUGCUGAAUUGCAGGGCAACCACAUGGCGUACUCGAGCGUGCCCAUGUCGAUGUUGAGGACCUUCUCAAUGAUGCUUGGCGAGAUCGACUUCCUUAACACAUUCGUGUACCCGUAUUUUGAAGCCAGCGCCCAGCCAAACAUCGAGCGAUCGCUGCCUUUCCCCAACACCACAUUCACGAUUCUGGUGGUGUUCAUGAUCCUCAUGCCAAUCCUGCUGAUGAAUCUGCUCAUCGGUCUGGCGGUUGGCGACAUCGAGAGCGUCAAAAAGAAUGCACAGCUCAAGCGCGUGGCGAUGCAAGUUCAUUUGCACACCGGCCUAGAAAAUAAGCUGCCAUCUCUUCUCAUAUCCCGCGUCAACAAACAAGAGAUCGUCGUCUACCCUAACGACGACAGCGUCAAAACUUCCUUCCUGCAAGGCCUUGUUCAAGCCCUCAACUUCUGCAUGCCAUAUAAGGACACUUCUGCAGAGCUUGAUGUCCUGGAACCCUCUUGCUCGGAGGAGUACAUCUGGGAGGAGCUGGAGUCGCACCAGCUGCGCUUCCGUUCCAUCGCGGCGCAGCUCGACCAGCAGACCAAGCUACUCAAGCUCAUCAUGCAGAAAAUGGAGAUCAACAGCGAAGCGAUCGAGACAGACGAUAAUUGCUCAGCAUCGAGAAGAAGGGACUUCUUUGUUCAGUAUUGA